Messenger RNA from Aureobasidium pullulans EXF-150, 4248 nucleotides. RefSeq lists its product as uncharacterized. Gene Ontology annotation, molecular function: ATP binding; ABC-type transporter activity; ATP hydrolysis activity. Bases 1 to 4248 code for a protein of 1415 amino acids. The transcript has a single exon. NCBI's taxonomy places the organism in Eukaryota, Fungi, Ascomycota, Dothideomycetes, Dothideales, Saccotheciaceae. The record is from RefSeq and is a predicted model, not a curated record. Gene Ontology annotation, biological process: transmembrane transport. Gene Ontology annotation, cellular component: membrane.
AUGCGUCGCAUUUCACGAACGGUAUCUGGUCGCUCUGGCAUCUCCGACUACGAAGAGCCCAAGGACGACGAACACAUCAGCAAAGCCGAAGACUGGGCCUUGAUGCCUGAAGUCAAGAGAUACGCCGAGAACGACCCUGCCACUGGACGCAAGCUCGGAGUCACCUGGAAUAACCUCACAGUCAAGGGUGUUGGUGCAGAUGCCGCCUACAAUGAGAACUUCUUGAGUCAGUUCAACAUUCCUCAACACAUCAAGGAAGGUCGCCAUCCUGCUCCGCUCAGGACAAUCAUCGACAACAGCUCAGGAUGUGUAAAGCCAGGAGAGAUGCUUCUUGUCCUUGGCCGUCCAGGAGCUGGUUGCACGACAUUGUUGAAAAUGCUUUCAAACAGGAGAGCAGGUUACGCAGAAAUCGAUGGUGACAUCAGAUUUGGUACCAUGGACCCUAAGGAGGCCCAGCAAUACAGAGGUCAAAUCGCCAUGAACACCGAAGACGAGCUUUUCUUCCCCACGCUCACAGUCGGCCGCACUAUGGAUUUCGCCACACGCCUGAAGGUCCCCAACAACCUGCCCGAAGGCACCGAGACCAGAGAACAAUUCCGUACCGAGUACAAGGAUUUCCUCCUCAGAUCGAUGGGAAUUGGCCACACAGCUGAUACCAAAGUCGGAAACGAGUACGUUCGUGGUGUCAGUGGUGGUGAGCGCAAGCGUGUCUCCAUUAUCGAGACCCUUGCAACAAUGGCCAGUGUUUACUGCUGGGACAACUCGACCCGUGGUUUAGACGCCUCGACUGCUCUGGAGUACACCCGUGCUCUGCGCGCCUUGACCGAUAAAAACGGCUUGGCUACUAUCGUCACUCUCUACCAGGCCGGAAACGGCAUCUACGACCUCUUCGACAAAGUUUUGGUCCUGGAUGAGGGCAAGCAGAUUUACUACGGCCCUCGCGCUCAAGCUCGCCCCUUCAUGGAGAAACUCGGAUUUAUUUGCGAUGACGCUGCCAAUGUUGCCGACUUCCUGACUGGUGUCACCGUCCCCACUGAGCGCAAAAUCAAGGACGGCUUCCAGGCCCAGUUCCCUAGGACCCCCGUGGCCAUUCGCGAGCGCUACGAGAAGUCCUCAAUCAGAGCCAAGAUGGACAAAGAGCUGGACUUCCCGGAAAGCUCACGUGCAAAGGAGUGGACUGCCGACUUCCAGAGGGCGACGCACGAGGAUAAGGCCAAGGGCAUUCCUAGUCAUAGUCCGAACACUGUUGGCUUCCAGUCGCAAGUCAAGGCCUGUAUUAUCAGACAAUACGAGAUUCUGUGGGGUGACAAGGCCACCUUCCUCAUCAAGCAGGGCUCUACCCUUGUACAGGCUCUGAUUUCUGGUUCCCUCUUCUACAACGCCCCCAAUAACUCCUCUGGUCUCUUUAUCAAGGGCGGUGCUCUCUUCUUGUCCCUCUUGUUCAACGCUCUUCUCGCCAUGUCCGAAGUCACAGACUCUUUCUCUGGCCGUCCCAUCUUGUCGAAGCACAAGGCAUUUGCCUUCUACAACCCUGCCGCCUUCUGUAUCGCUCAAAUCGCUUGCGAUCUUCCUGUCCUCGUCUUCCAGAUCAGUGUCUUCUCCGUCGUGCUGUACUUUAUGGUCGGUCUGAAGGUGACAGCUGCUGCCUUCUUCACCUACUGGUUCGUUAUUUACCUUUCGACGUUAGUCAUGACUGCCCUCUUCAGAGCUAUCGGUGCCGCUUUCCCCACAUUCGACGCUGCCUCCAAAGUCUCAGGUUUCAUGAUCAGUGCUUUGAUUACCUACAUCGGUUACCAGAUCCCCAAGCCUGAAAUGCACCCUUGGUUCGUCUGGAUUUACUGGAUCAACCCGAUGUCUUACGGUUUCGAGUCUCUGCUUGGUAACGAGUUCAAGGGUCGCACUAUUCCUUGUGUCAACAACAACCUCGUCCCCAACGGUCCUGGCUACGCCGACUCUGCCUACCAAGCUUGUGCUGGUGUGCGCGGUGCUCUUCCUGGUGCUACUUCGGUCACCGGAGAGCAGUACCUCAGCAGUCUCUCAUACAGCCCUACUCACAUCUGGCGUAACGUUGGUAUCCUCUUCGCUUGGUGGUUCCUCUUUGUUGGCAUGACCAUCUUUUUCACCAUGCGCUGGGACGAGAACGGUAACUCCAAUGGUUUCCUCCUGGUUCCCCGUGAGAAGGCUCACCUCGCCAAGGGCGUCAUGAACAAGACCCCCAAUGAUGAGGAGAACCCCGCCGAGAAGUCUCAAGCCUCCAUCUCGAGUGCCGACACCCAGGUCCCUGCAGGCGAGAACGAGAAGCCCAAGUCUGAAUCUGAGAACAACGACCAGCUUGUCCGCAACACUAGUAUCUUCACCUGGAGAAACCUGACCUACACUGUCAAGACUCCUUCCGGUGACAGAGUCCUUCUCGACAACAUCCACGGUUAUGUCAAACCUGGUAUGCUCGGUGCCCUUAUGGGUAGUUCUGGUGCCGGAAAGACCACCCUCCUCGAUGUUCUGGCCCAGCGUAAGACUGACGGUACGAUCAAGGGUGAGAUUCUCGUCGACGGUCGCCCUCUCUCGGUUUCUUUCCAACGUUCCGCCGGUUACUGCGAGCAACUUGAUGUUCACGAGCCAUUGACCACUGUCAGAGAGGCUCUUGAGUUCUCUGCUCUCCUUCGUCAAAGCCGUGAUACUCCUGAUUCGGAAAAGCUUGCUUACGUCGACACUAUCAUCGAUCUCCUUGAGUUGCACGACAUCGAGCACACUCUUAUCGGCAAGCCUGGUGCUGGUUUGUCCAUCGAACAAAGAAAGCGUGUCACCAUUGGUGUUGAGCUCGUGUCUAAGCCUUCUAUUCUGAUCUUCCUCGACGAGCCUACUUCCGGUCUUGAUGGUCAGGCUGCUUUCAACACCGUGCGUUUCCUCCGCAAGCUCGCCGAUGUUGGUCAAGCUGUCCUCGUCACUAUUCAUCAGCCUUCUGCUCAACUCUUCGCCGAGUUCGACACCCUCCUUCUCCUCACUCGUGGUGGCAAGACUGUGUAUUUCGGCGACAUCGGUGACGGUGCCAACACCAUCAAGGAAUACUUCGGCCGUCACGAUGCUGCCUGCCCUCCUUCCAGCAACCCUGCUGAGCACAUGAUUGAUGUCUGCUCUGGUUCCCUCUCCAAGGGUAAGGACUGGCACCAGGUCUGGCUCGACUCUCCUGAGAACAAGAAGAUGCACGAAGAGCUCGACGCCAUGAUCCAAGACGCCGCCGGCAAGCCCCCAGGCACCAAGGACGACGGCUACGAAUUCGCCACUUCUCUUUGGACUCAGACUAGACUCGUCAGCAACCGCAUGAACAUCUCAAUCUACCGCAACACCGACUACAUCAUGAACAAAAUCAUGCUGCACAUCGGUACUGCUUUGUUCAUGGGUUUCACCUUCUGGAUGAUCGGCAACGGAGUCGCUGACCUUCAGCUCAACCUCUUCGCUAUCUUCAAUUAUAUCUUCGUUGCUCCCGGUGUCAUCGCACAGUUGCAACCUCUGUUCAUUGAGCGUCGUGACGUCUACGAAACUCGUGAGAAGAAGUCGAAAAUGUACGACUGGAAAGCCUUCACCACCGGUCUCAUCGUUUCUGAGAUCCCCUACCUGGUUCUCUGUGCUACCUUUUACUUCGUCUGCUUCUACUACACUGUCGGCUUCCCCUCAGAGUCGUCGUCUGCUGGUUCGGUCUUCUUCGUCAUGUUGGUCUACCAAUUCAUCUACACCGGUAUCGGUCAGUUUGUUGCUGCGUACGCACCCAACGCUGUCUUUGCCUCUCUUGUCAACCCUCUCAUUAUCGGAACUCUCGUCUCUUUCUGUGGUGUUUUGGUACCCUACAAUCAGAUCCAGCCUUUCUGGCGUUACUGGCUGUACUACCUCAACCCUUUCAACUACCUCAUGGGUUCGCUCCUUGUCUUCACCACCUUCGAUCAGGAGGUUCACUGCAAACAGUCUGAAUUCGCCAUCUUCAACCCUCCUUCGGGUCAGACCUGCGCACAGUACCUUGGUAACUACCUUCAAGGCAUGGGUGCCGCAUCAAACCUCAUCAACCCUGAUGCCACUGCCGACUGCCAUGUGUGCCAAUACACCCGUGGUAGCGACUACCUCGCUACUCUCAACCUGAAGGACUACUACUACGGCUGGAGAGAUGCUGCCAUCUGUGUCAUCUUUGCUCUUUCCGGUUACGCUCUUGUGUUCGCACUCAUGAAGCUGAGGACCAAGGCGUCCAAGAAGGCUGAGUAA